Protopolystoma xenopodis is the source of this 261-nucleotide messenger RNA. The record is from the annotation of a GenBank genome assembly. Lineage: Eukaryota; Metazoa; Platyhelminthes; Monogenea; Polystomatidea; Polystomatidae.
AUGCUGACCUGCCCACAAAUUGACUUGCUGAUUGUACUUCUCGGCAUCGUUACACUCCUAUCACUAUGUCGGCGGCGCAGAAGUGAGCCUUGUUUGAUGGAGGCAGCCUUCGUUGGCAAGUUGCGUCCAGAUUCAGAUUCACUUAGUUGGCUCACCUCAGCCGUUGGGAUCGAUGAAGAGGCAGGAGAUUCAUGUGAAGCUGAGCCAUUACAAGUGGAAGUUGGAUACACUGAAGGAAAUGUGGCCGACUCAGAAGCCUGA